AUGGGGCUAAUAGACCCCUGCUCGUAUGGACUAAUAGACCCCUGCACGUAUGGGCUAAUAGACCCCUGCUCGUAUGGACUAAUAGACCCCUGCACGUAUGGGCUAAUAGACCCCUGCUCGUAUGGACUAAUAGACCCCAGCACGUAUGGGCUAAUAGACCGCAGCACGUAUGGGCUAAUAGACCCCAGCAUGUAUGGGCUAAUAGACCGCAGCACGUAUGGGCUAAUAGACCCCAGCACGUAUGGGCUAAUAGACCGCAGCACGUAUGGGCUAAUAGACCCCAGCACGUAUGGGCUAAUAGACCGCAGCACGUAUGGGCUAAUAGACCCCAGCACGUAUGGGCUAAUAGGCCCUAGUAAUCUUAUAUUCUAA
Procambarus clarkii (red swamp crayfish) is the source of this 372-nucleotide messenger RNA. The record is from RefSeq and is a predicted model, not a curated record. Lineage: Eukaryota; Metazoa; Arthropoda; Malacostraca; Decapoda; Cambaridae.